AUGGCGGAUGCCGACAAUUCUACCAAAGUACCGCUACUAAAGAUCUGUCAUUGCAUUACCGAUCUUUUUUUCGAUAUGAGUUCUUCAGCUCCCUCUCGGAAGCCUCCUUCACAACCUCCUGAUCCUUCCUCAACAAUCCCAGGAGUCUCUUGGGCUCGUGUUGUGGGCUCUUCUUCUCGGACUUCCGCUUUCGAUCUUCCUUUGCACCUUCAAAAGCCGCACUUUGACAAACUGAAAAUCUCAACCCACAGUUGUAUUUCCAUUGAUCGUGAUCAAUGGCUGACGGCCAGGGACAAAAUGCAUUCUGCUCUCUAUGCCAAAUUCUUGGGAAAGUCCUUGCCUUUAGAUCAAGCGAAACAUGCACUUGCUGACGCCUGGAAGGGUCUUGGUGAAUUUUCUAUCACCGAUCUUCCUAAUGGCUUUUACUUCAUUCGCUGUGAAUCUAUUGAAAUGCAAUCAAAACUCCUCUGGGAUGGGCCUUGGACCAUCGACGGCAGAAUCUUGCAACUCUCGGAAUGGCGUGAAUCAUUCCAACCUGCCUUUGAAAAACUUUCAACGUCAGCUGUUUGGUUACAACUUCACGUCCCCAUAGAGCUCUGGCAUGGUGAUCUGUUGGAGAGCAUUGCCUCUCACUUUGGAAAAGUUCUGAAAAUUGAUGAACAUACUCUGAACUUGUCUCGAUCCAAGUAUGCCCGGAUUUGUAUUGAAUUGGACCUCGACCUUCCUCUCCAAAAAGGAACCUGGGUUAAGUAUGGCGACAAUUCUAUUUUCAUUCUUGCGCUAUAUGAAAAACUUCCUGUCUUUUGUUACAGUUGCGGUCGCAUUGGUCAUGGGGAAUCAAACUACCCUCUCGUCAGCAGCCGGAGAGCGAACUCUGCUCCUCAGCCACCCACCGGCUCCACGGAGCGGGUGAUGGAGGUAGAUGAGCCCCCUCGAUCUCCUGGCGUGGCUAACGAACAGAGGAUGGACUCUUUGGUUCCCAACGAACCUAAUCUGAAUCCUAUUCCUGGGACUGAUGAUGAUUCUUCGGCUUUUUGA
Messenger RNA from Dioscorea cayenensis subsp. rotundata (Guinea yam), 1038 nucleotides. RefSeq lists its product as uncharacterized. Lineage: Eukaryota; Viridiplantae; Streptophyta; Magnoliopsida; Dioscoreales; Dioscoreaceae. The transcript has a single exon. The record is from RefSeq and is a predicted model, not a curated record. Bases 1 to 1038 code for a protein of 345 amino acids.